GCAUCAAAAAACGACGUCGAAUUGAAGAGAUGUCACCAUCGGUACCAUCCACACGUGUUUUAGAACAUGAUGAUGUUACUAAUGAAGAUAUAAUCACAUUGGUGGACGAGUUAAAGUAUAUUGUGCCAAAUACACAAUCCAAAGCACGUAUCCUAGAACUGUGGAGCAAAACUGCGACAUAACGCAUGAAUAAUUUGCUAGAUGAAACGGACCAAUACGUCAAUAAUUUUCCAAGUAAUUUUGCUUUCAACGGUCUCCUGAUAACUUUGGACUUUUAUCACCUUUAUCCACAUGCAACGAAAUUUGAUGAAAAAUGGGGUCAAUUAGAACCAAAAAUUUUACGCACUCAUCCAACGUUAUUCAAAGAGUUAAAAAACGAUUUUCUACGCGCCUUGGCGAUUGUGCGAAUAAAGAAUCCGUCGCGAGGCUCUAAAAAUAGUAUUAACGACACAUCCAGGGAAAAUCCGUUAUACGGAAUGAUUGAAUGGAAAGAAAUUACAGAUGAACCUUCAGGACAACAGAGCAUUCCAAUGAUCGUCAUUCGAGGACCAUUUUUGUGCAACUCGGAAGAAUGUGCUAUAUAUUGGAGAGGCGAGCCUAUUAUUGUUGAAAAUUUAAAAUCGGGAUUCGAAACCUUGAUUCAGCUAUACACCGUGUUUAGAAUCGUCCCGAAACCGUCCGACAAACAUUUUUUUCUCUUCUUCUCAGGAGCUGUGCUUAAUAUUCAGCAAUUAAGCACGACUGGGACAAAAUUCGUGCAGGGAUUAUUCUAA
Messenger RNA from Sabethes cyaneus, 773 nucleotides. RefSeq lists its product as uncharacterized. The record is from RefSeq and is a predicted model, not a curated record. Bases 186 to 773 code for a protein of 195 amino acids. NCBI's taxonomy places the organism in Eukaryota, Metazoa, Arthropoda, Insecta, Diptera, Culicidae. The transcript has 5 exons.